This is a messenger RNA of Saccostrea cuccullata (small rock oyster), 1799 nucleotides long. RefSeq lists its product as uncharacterized. The transcript has 5 exons. The record is from RefSeq and is a predicted model, not a curated record. The coding region runs from base 56 to 856 and encodes 266 amino acids. Lineage: Eukaryota; Metazoa; Mollusca; Bivalvia; Ostreida; Ostreidae.
AAAAGUAAAAACUUUAAUUAAAAGUCUUUUUGAAAGACUUACAUGGGACAGGAGUAUGAUUACAAAUUUAGUUUUAAUCACUUCAAGUCUACUUUAUAGCAGUUCCUCAUUGAAAACCACAAUCGCUUCUCAAAAGGAUAACAAGUGUUUGCAAAGCGAUGGAACAAGACAAUGUUGCUCAAGUUUUUAUGAGGAGGAUGACACAUGUCAUGAAUGUAUAGGAUCAUACGGUGUUAACUGCUCACACCCUUGUAAGCCAGGAUUUUUUGGACCAAAAUGCGCCUUUAAAUGCAAGUGUUUGAACAACACGUGUGACAGAAUACACGGUUGUUUUGAAGAUGUGACAGAAGGUCCAGUUAAAGAUUUGGACUUCUUCGGGCACCUAAAAUUUCACUGGAUGGUUUUCCUUGUAAUUUUUAUAUUUACAUUUAUUCUGCUCGUAUGUGGCAUUGUGACCUUAAAAGGUAGAAGUAUAAAAAGAAGACAAAAAAGACAACUAACUCAAAGUAAUAACUACACAAUGACCAUUUUUCGUGACCAAGCAAGUGGUUAUUCAGAGAUGGAGGUCACACCACAUGCUUCCACUGAAUACCUAAACGCCUCUUUCCAGAAACAGCCGAUUGAUGAUAUAACAAGUUAUUUUUCUACUGCAGAAUAUCUUAGAAUGGAUGUCACACCGCACGCUUCUACUGAAUACCUGAACGCAUCUUUCCAGACACAGCCGAUUGAUAAUGUAUCAGGUUAUGUUUCCACUGGAGAAUAUAUUAGGAUGGAUGUCACAUCGCAGACUUCCACUGAAUAUCUGAACGCUUCUUUUCAACCAAACACAAUUGAUAAUGUUUCUGAAUACAUCUGAAAAGAGGAACAAUAGAUUUGUAGUAUACUUUUGAAAAGGUUUAACAAACUGGAAUGUCUUUGGUUUGUUUCAAAAUUGUAACUUGUAAAUGGCAAAAUCGAAAUGUUUGUUUUUAGUUAAAGCUCCUUUCGUUCUUACACGUUUUCUUUGUCAAUUUCUCAUAGAUUUAAUUGAAAUAAUUGAUUGUUUUUUAUAUAAAAUGUUAAAGCAUUUAAAAAAAAGAAUUUAACACUAAGGACACUUAAACAUGUAAUUUCUUGUUUUAUUAUUAUAACUGAUCAUUGCGUUGCAUGAUUAAAAAUAACAACUUUUGCUCUUAUCAUUUAAAAAUAAUUUAUAACUUUUUCUCUAUAUCUUUGAUUAGAUUUCAUACUGAAGUGAUUUCAUAUUCGAUAUUAUGUGCAUGAUUUUGUUCUCAAAUAAACUUUAUAAGUAAAUAUUCCCAUAAUGUAUGUAUUUUGCAAUAACAUUAAAAUGAAUCAUAUCUAUGAAGCAGAGUAAGAUUUGUUGUUAUUUAUAUUUUACUCAGCAAAAAUUACUUAUAUUUUCAAUGACCGUUAAAGGAAAGUGUAUUUUGUUACAUAUUGUAUAUUGAAGGUACUUAAGAUGGUUUAAUACCGUACGUUUUGUUUUCUUUUUAAAAAGAGUUUAAUCAUUUAAAAUAUUAUUAAUUUUUUUUUUUGCAGGAGAGGAAAUAUAUCAUUUGAAUUAUUCUAAUGAAUAUAGAGAAAUGGCACCUUUGUUUAAUAAUUCAAUUUUGUUUGGAUGUCAAGAAAUGAUACAUGUACAUAUAUUUCACAACACAUAAGUGUCGAUCUCUAACUUUAAGUCACAAUACAUGUAUAAGCACAUGUCACAGUAUAACUGUCUAAAUAUAAACAAUUUAAAGAAUAUUGUAUAAAAUCAUCAAUUCUAAAACUGAAUCAUUAAAAAAAUUGUUCAU